Molecule: messenger RNA, 5359 nt
Organism: Drosophila guanche
Lineage: Eukaryota; Metazoa; Arthropoda; Insecta; Diptera; Drosophilidae
Gene: NFAT
Product: nuclear factor of activated T-cells 5
Exons: 10
Coding region: 735-5063 (1442 amino acids)
Biological process (GO): regulation of transcription by RNA polymerase II
Cellular component (GO): transcription regulator complex
Molecular function (GO): DNA-binding transcription factor activity, RNA polymerase II-specific; RNA polymerase II cis-regulatory region sequence-specific DNA binding; transcription factor binding
Source: RefSeq, a predicted model, not a curated record
ACGGUCUGGCAGCCUUGCGCAACCAGUUGAAUGCAAAAGAAAUAGAAGAAGUGCGCAAAAUAGAUUGUAUUGUUUUUUUAUGUGUAUAUGUGACAUUGUUAAAGCAUUCCCAAGAAAAUCGGCAAAUAAGAGUGAAAUUGUAUGUUUAUUGUGCAGAGUGCAGAGUGCAAACGUCCAGAAACAAACACAGUUCGAAAAGCAGCCCAACACAUUCAUAUGCACAUACACACACGAACAUACGGAGCGACAUUGAAUGUGUAUGCACACAAUCGUGCAGAGAAACGGGAAACUCAGUGACUUGUGAAUGUGAGUGAAUAAUUGUGAGAGAAGGAGAGGAGCCGACCAAGCCUGCAAUAGGAUAAUUGAUAAAACAAAACGCGGGCCCGGGCCGACGACCAACUUUGCGUUAAGAGCAGCUCAAGGAUUCGGAUAAUCAGCAGGCGGAGGCGGCGGCAGAGACGAAGAACAAACCUCAAGCACUAGAGAGAGAGAAAGAGAAAAACAAAAGUUGUUGUUGCUAAAAAUAGCAACAAAUAGACGAACCCUGCGCCAUCGUUGACGCAGGCCACAGGCGCUUUUACGUAGUACCUUAAUUUCGAUUUGUUUUCCAAUUGGUGGUGGCUACAGUGUCUAUUACCGUUAGCCUGGGAGUAGUGACAAGGCGCAAACUUGAUAUCCGCUCACCUACCGCACCUCGCACCUCUUCCCCAAUAACAACAAUCGAAAUCAAAAUUAUGCUUUUGAAAUUUACAAAAACCAGUGGAGCUGGCAAUGCUGGACCGGGCUCCGUGGCGGGUUCCAGUUCAUCCUCAAUGCAAACGACAACAUCGUAUGCCGCUCGCGGAACAGGCAUGAGGAUGACGAUGUCCACCAAUUCCACAAUGAGUGCCCGAAUACAUCGCAAGGGUUUUCGUAUACCCUCGAAAAGACAACCGGGCAAGGGAUUGCCAGGCAAACUUCACACCAUAACUAGGGCGGGUCCUGGCAAGCUAGUUCCCGGUAAGCGAAUACCACAGCGACCACAUCCGCCGCCUUGCGACAACUCGAACGACAGUGGUCUGGGCUUUGACCAGCACACGGAGCUGCGAUCCUCAUCCUCUGGCCCAGGAGCAGCCGAUCCCGGCAGUUCGAAUGGCAGCAGCAUGAGUGGCAUGAGUGCUGUCCAGCGGGCGAAUCUGCUGGUGAACAGCACGUCCCUGACGAACACGGUGGUGGCUGCGGCAGCGGCAGCCGCAGCUGCAGUGGCAAGUAACUCGUUGCAGCAACACCACCAACAGCAGCAGCAACAGCAGCAGCAGCAGCAGCAGCAGCAGCAGCACCAACAGCAGCAGCAGCAGCAACAUCAACAGCAACAUUCACCGCAGCAGCAUUUAAUUCGAGCAAUACCAGCAUCAAGAUCGCGGCAGACCAAGAAUAUGCUGAGCGCCUUUCUGGACGACUUGGACGACUUGGACAGCUCGAACUCGGAGGAAGCGACUGCCUCCACAUCGCAGUCUUGCUCGGCGACGCCCAGCUCAGAGGGUUACUCGGGCCUCAUCAAUCACAGCAGCGCCAACAGCAGCAGUGGCAACAGCUCCGCUGAUCCAUUUGGUGGCGUCUUCCAGGCCACCGAGGCAGCUGUGGCAGCCGCCGUGUCGGCAUUUAAUGUACAGCAUCAGCUGCCCCCUGCCCAUCAGCAGCAGCAACAACUGCAGCAGCAACAGCAACAGCAAUUUCAUUAUCCUGGAUUGGGUGUGCAGCAGCAGCAGCAGCAGCAGCACCACCACCAGCCGCACCAGCCGCACCACCAGCGGAACUUGGCUCGAAGCAGUGGCAAGCACAUCAAGCGCAAGAAGCUCGAGUGCAACCAGCUGGAGCUGGACAAUGACGAUGCCUGCAGCGAGGACGAGUUCAUCCGCAAGAUAGCCAACGCGGCCAAUGCGGCUCCUGUGGUUCCUGUGCCUUCAGUCGCUUCAGCGGCUCCUGCGGCCAGCCUACGCCCUAGGCCUGCCAUGACUGCCAUGACUAGCGUGCUGCUGCCACGCAAUGGCAAUGAAACAAAGUUUAUUUCGGCCCGCAAUGUCACCAGGGUGGCCAACAAGCGUCAGCCCACAACGCCGCUGAACAGCGUCGCCAGCUCGAACGACGGCCAAGUGCAGCUGGAGAUUGUCUCGCAGCCGGAGCAGCAGCACCGUGCCCGCUACCAGACCGAGGGCAGUCGCGGAGCGGUCAAGGAUCGGAGCGGCAACGGCUUCCCCAUUGUCCGACUGACGGGCUACGACAAGGGCGCCGUGCUGCAGGUCUUCAUUGGCACGGACAUUGGUCGUGUGGCGCCACACAUGUUCUAUCAGGCAUGCAAGGUGGCCGGCAAGAAUUCGACACAGUGCAACGAGAAGAAGGUCGACGGCACCAUGGUCAUCGAGAUCGAUUUUAAGCCAGAGACGGACAUGACCAUCACCUGCGAUUGCGUUGGCAUUUUAAAGGAACGCAAUGUUGAUGUGGAGCACCGCUUUCCCGAGCACUUGGCACAGAAGAACAAAAAGAAAUCGACCCGCUGCCGGAUGGUGUUUCGCACUCAGUUGACCCGCGAAGAUGGCACCACCGAGACCCUCCAAGUCUGCUCCAAUCCCAUAAUUUGCACUCAACCUCCAGGUGUGCCGGAAAUAUGCAAGAAAUCGCUCAACUCGUGCCCCGUCGAUGGCGGCCUCGAGCUCUUCAUUAUUGGCAAGAAUUUCCUCAAGGACACCCAUGUGGUGUUUCAGGAGACCUACGACAGCGUCAAUGGCGACGAUCCCGCUACGGAAAUAGCUGUGAGACAGCAGCUGAUUGGCGGCACAGCCGCUCUAUGGGAACAGAGCGUGAUGCCGGACAAGGAAUAUUUGCAUCAGACGCAUCUCAUAUGCACAGUGCCACAAUAUCUGCACCAGAAUGUGAUCAAGCCGGUGAGCGUUCAGGUAUCGAUCGUUUCGAGCGGCAAGAAGAGCGAGCCGCACACCUUCACCUACACCCCGAAGGGACAGUAUUCGACACUAGCGGCUGCCAGCACGUUAAGUAGCACAAUUCACGAUCAAGAUGUGAAUCACUUUAUGGACACCACAGCAGCGCCAUCGAGCAGCGGAUCGAGCUGGUCGGCCAGUGCGCAGGCAUCUGGAUCGGGCGCGGGAGCAGCCACCAGUGGCGAGGGAGUGGUGGCGGAGACCAAGCAUGAGAUAGACUCGGGCAUGAUGCCCCCACCGAUCAGCAACCAGAUACCGAUGGGCGUUGUGCGCCGCUCAUCGCUGCCCAGCGCCUCACCCAUGAUCACCGAUCAGCAGCUGGUCCACCUCAAUGCCGUGGCCGUGGCCAGUGCGGAGGCCUUGAAGAGCGAACUACUCGACGACAGCAGCACGCACAGUCCACUGACAGCGGAAGCCACACCGGAUGUCGCCAAUGGCAUGCAGCAGUACCACCAUCAGACGCACUUUGCCCGCAAAUCCAGCCUGGAUACGAUCAUGUUCGAUCAGUCAAACAGCUUGCCCGGCUUCCCCGUCACCGCCGUUGACAUUGACUCUGCUGCCGUGGCGGUGGCUGUGGAGUUGGCCGUAAAGAAUGAAAUUGUUAAGCACGUGGUGCAGCAGCAUCAACAGCAGCAGCAGCAGCAACAGCAACAGCAGCAGCAACAGCAGCAGCAGCAGCAGCAGCAACAACAGCAGCAGCCACAACAGCAACAGCAACAACAGCAGCAGCAGGCAACAGCGGCGGCGGCAGCGAGCGUGCACAAGUUCAUCGAUGAGCUGACAAAGUCCACUUCGGUGGUCAGCAGCAAUGGCACCACAGAGCCAGCGCUCUUCAGCAGUGUGGCUGUCAUCGACCACGCUCUGACGGACAUGCUGCAGUCGAAGGUCCUGGGCCAUCAAGCGGUCGCCUCACCCAACGUUGUGCUCGAGCGGAGCCUGUCGCUUGGGUCGACCAACUCGAGCAGCUCGUUGAGCGGCAGCGAGUCCUCGCCGAACAGCUCGCCGCUCACCCAAGACAUAAUCCUCAAUUCGGAGCCGGCAGCUGCUCUGGCCGGUGCCGCCGGCCUGGCGCCGUCUCCCGUGGAUGUUGGCGCUGGCCUUUCCACCGAUAUCAUCAUGAACCCCGCCGUCUCGCCAUCCACCAUACUUUGCUCGGCCAAUGGGGCAGCCACUGCAAUGGUGCCCAACAUCCUGGCGCCCCACCAGGUGACCAUGGCCAACUCCAUACUGAACGAUAUAGCCAUGCAGCCGGAGCCAACGCAGCAGGAUGCGGCCGUGGCUGCCCUAGCGCUGAGCAACAUCAUGAUGAGUCCACCGACAUCAGCUGGCGGUGUGGUGGACACACUGCCACCGACACCGGCUGCCCUGCAGCCAGAGGUGGCUGCCACCGCCACUUCGACGGCGGUCAGCAACAUGAUACUCAAGGCGGCCGCUGACUUCAUUACCACCCAGGAGCAGGAGCAGCACAACUAUCAUCAUCAACACACCCGCACGCACACCCAUUCGCACACGCACUCGCACACACGCUCGCCGCAGUCUGGCGUGCCGGUGGCCAACAAUCCCGUGGAGGCUGGCGCGGAUCCGUUGGUCAAUCUGCUUUUGAGCCACUCAACGCCACCGGAGGCGGCAGCCGCUGCUGCUGCAGCCGUCGCCGCGGAGGCUGCCAGCUUUCAGUCACUUUCGGGGCACGGCCACAGCCACAGCCACAGUCAUAGCCACAGUCACAGUCAUAGCCACAGUCACAGUCACAGUCAUGGACACGGCCAUGGCCAUGGUGGUCACUCGCACGGCCACGCCCACUUGCCAGUUGUAGCGGCCUCACCACAAGAAUCUCUGAUCGUUGCAUUGGCCAGCGAGAAUGCGCUGCAAAAGUCCGUGGCCACCGCCGCCGUCACCACCAAUGGGGCCGUGAUGACCCAACAGGCCUCGGCGCCCACCACCGCCGGAAGCAUUUUGCCAGCGGCUGUCGGUGCCGUGGCUGCUGCUGCGGCCGUGGCCGUGCAGCCACCCAUACCCCAGGAGCUGACCACGAUGUCUGAUCAGGAUCUGAUUAGCUACAUAAACCCAAGCACCUUCGAUCAGCUUUAAACGGCUUGAGAUCAACAAAUUAAAUUACUUGGACGUUUUUUUUUAUUAUUAAAAAAAGAAUAUAUUAAUCAUAUGUGGACCUAAUAUUAAGUACAUGUAAAACCCAUGGAUAUGGAUACAAGGUUUCAGUGUGGACCAACUUUGCCUAAGCGACAGCGCAUGAAAAUGCCUGCCUGCUGUCUCCCUCAUCAACAAAUUCAAAACAGACACCCAAACACACACACACACACACACAAAUAUGUAUGGCUUUAUUUAAUCUGUAGCUGUACAAAAAUAUAUAUACCAUUAAUACACUU